Knipowitschia caucasica is the source of this 5175-nucleotide messenger RNA. The record is from the annotation of a GenBank genome assembly. Lineage: Eukaryota; Metazoa; Chordata; Actinopteri; Gobiiformes; Gobiidae.
AUGCACAAAGCCAGGAGUCGAGGAGUGGAUUUGAAGCCCAAAGUGCGGACAAGGUCGAUGUCAGAUAUUGGGAUAAGCCAGGCGUCCACCAUGUAUCGUUUGGAGCGGACAGGGAGGGACAUGGCGCGGCCCAUGCCCACCGCGGCGUUGGCCAAUGGGGACAUGGGCACGCUGGACACUAGAGUUUCUGUGGCACAGCUACGACACUCGUAUCUGGAGAACGCCAACAGGAAGCCAGAGCUUGAUCAGCCCAAAGCCGAGGCCCCAGAGGUUGAGGCUGAGCGUGGGGUUGGUGUAACAGAACCUGAUCGGGGAAGGAGGCCCAGACGAUAUAUUGCUCCAGGAGACAACCGCAUGUCCGAACGCUUCAGAACACAACCCAUCACCUCUGCAGAGAGACUCGAGUCAGACAGAGGCAGAUUAAGUCCUGCACCGCUACAAGAUGGAGAAGAUGAAGAGAAACUUGAUGAACGAGCCAAGAUGAGUGUGGCUGCCAAACGAUCGCUGUUUAGGGAGUUGGAGCGUACAUCGGAUGGAGGCAUUCCCAAACCGCGCUCUCGCAACGCAGCUGUGGACAGACGCCUUCGAAGGGUCCAGGACAGAUCUCACACCCAACCGGUCACCACCAGAGAAGUGGUCAACGUGUCCAGUGACAUGGACUCUUCACAGCAGCGCGUCCCCAGCCCCACUGCAGACCACCACAUCAGUAUCCAGUCCCACCCAGACCCCGCAGACUCCCAGGCGCUUCAUUUAGAGAGGUCUGAUCUGGAGGGUCUGGGGCUCGGUCCUGAUGAGCCGGAUCUGUCCUUACUCAGUUUGUCGGAGAAAAUGGCUUUAUUCAACCGCUUCACUGUGACUGAGAAUCCCACUGCAGACGGAGGCCGAGACACGAGGCAGAGAAGAGCCAACGCACGGUUCCAGACACAACCCAUCACACAUGAAGAGGUGGAACAGCUCAAACAGGGAGCAGAGAGCCGCCUGGAGCCACUGUCUGCCUCGCUGAUCCUGUCUGUUGCCGCGGUGACGGGGGACAGCGUUCAGCACCAUCCCCAUCACUCCGCCUCCUUCGUCCCAAACCAACAUCAGCAACAUCAGCAACAUGAGCAGAGCAGUACCAGUGCGCAGCACGAGAGGGCGCUCAAGAGUACCAGCGGCCACCAGGAGAGACCUCCAAAGUACUUCUCCAUGAGCCCCAGCGCAGAGCCGGACCCCCAGCCCACCCCCGCCUCUCUCCUCCCAGAGAAAGCCUCUAGACCUCCAGCUCCAGUCUCUGCUGCUGCCGUACAAGAGGAGCGGCUGGAUUUCCCGCACUCUGACAGGGUCCACGAACGCCACACGCUCCCCUGCGACGAGCCACCAGUGCGGAGGGGAGAACCGGCCGCUCCCAUCCCCUCCACCGCCGCUCCACGCGCUUCUUCAGACUUCCCGGACUCUGCUCCUCUCAAACCGCUCGUGGCCAAAGUCUCGUCUCGCGCCAUUUCUCACGUCUCCAGCGGCCCUCCUCUUCCUCUUCCUCAUCAUCCUCAUCACCACCAGCCUCCUCCUCAAACUCUCCCCAAACCAUUCGCCCCCCAGCCUCCUCCCACUCCCCCCAAACCUGCCUCCCACCAGCCCCCUUCCACGUACCCCAAACCCUUCGCUGUUCAGAAGGCUCCCGGGUUCCAGCAGCCUCCGCUCACUCUGCCCAAGCCCUACCCGGGUAAACCCAGCUCCUUCCCUCAGCCGCUGAAGCCCCAUCCGCCCUUGGACCUGAGCGAAGACCUGAGCCCCGGAGAACUGCUGUCCCCCACCGAGUCCGACGCCAUGUCCAAGCAGAUGUCCAUCAGGGAGAGGGUGGCGCUGCUGAAGAAGAGCGGAGAAGAGGACUGGAAAAACAGAAUCAACAAAAAGCAAGAAGUGGUGAAAGCGGUGUCCGGCGAAGACCUGCCUCCAGACAGAGAGAAGAGCCAGGAGGACUUCCCCCUGGCCCCGGAACCCUCCCUCUCCCUUCCUCUGUCGGAGCUGCUGUGGGAGCCUGUCUUCUCCGCCACUUUCUCUCCCACUGCUUCCAUCAGCCAAAAAAGCCCAGAUCAGACAAAGACAGAGGAGAUCGAGGCUCAGAUGACGAUCGAGGAGAGAAAACAGAUGAUUUCAACUCGAGAAGACGCCUGGAAAAGCAAAGGCCAUGGAGCCGCCAACGACUCCACCCAGUACACGGUGGCCUCCAGGAUGGUCAAGAAAGGUCUUGCUGCUUCGUCGUCCGUCAUCAGCCCCAUCCUGUCUCCUGUUUCCACCAAACUCAAGAGCAGCAUCACCAAGCCACAAGAAGAGAUUGAGGCCAGGCCAGACAUGGAGUCAGACAAGAAACUGGACAAGCUGGAGAGUUUCAUAGGAAGGAUUAAUAACAAAGUGGCCGGUCUGCAGGAAACCACUCUGACAGUGACUGAGAAGGCCGUGAAGGAAGUCAUGAAACUCGACGACGAAAUCUUCUCCAAGUUUUACAAACACGUGGCAGAAUUCCCGAGGAUCCCGUCCAGAAUCGAAAUCAGUGAAGACUUUGACUCCAUCUUUGGGUCUCAGGGGCCAAAGUUGACUUCGUCCAUGGUGCAGCACAAGCGAGCCGUCCGUCCAUCGAGGAACGUCCAGGCCUCGAAGAAUCCUCUGAAGAAGCUGGCCUCACGUGAGGACAUCCGGCUGGAGUACACCGAGCAGAGACUGAACGUGGGGCAGAUCGAGAGCAAGAGGAUCAAAGCCGAGAAGAUUCCAGCGUCAAAGGUCUCGGAGUACUCGGACGCCGCUUUGGCCGGUUUGGCGUCGAAAGAGAACUUCAGCAGUGUGAGUCUGCGAAGCGCCACGGCCUCGGAUCAGACCGGCAACAACAGCGCUCUGCCGCACAAGAACACCAUGCUGCUGCUCGUCAAAGGCCGUCGUCACGUCCAGACCAGACUAGUGGAGCCCAGAGCCUCGUCUCUGAACAGCGGAGACUGUUUCCUGCUGGUCACUGCUGAACACUGCUUUGUUUGGAUCGGAGAGUUUUCCAACGUCAUCGAGAGAGCAAAGGCAAUGGACCUGGCGUCGUUCGUCCAGUCGAACAAGGACUUGGGCUGCAGAGCAAACCAGCUGCAGGUCCUGGAGGAGGGGGUGAACUCUCUGGAGGCCCAGGUCUUCUGGAGCCUGCUGGGAGGACAGGCUUCUUACCGAGCGGCCGGCCCACCAGAGGAGGACGAGACGUUUGAGUCGAACAUCGUGGAGACAAACUGCAUCUUCAGACUGGAGCAGGACAAACUGGUGCCAGAGGAUGAACAGUGGGGGAGAGUGCCACAGUGCUCCCUGCUGGCCACGAAAGAGGUGCUGGUGUUUGACUUUGGCAGUGAGGUGUACGUGUGGCACGGCAAAGAGGUGUCUCUGGCUCAGAGGAAGGUGGCCUUUCAGCUCGCCAAACAUCUGUGGAACGGACACUUCGACUACAGCUGCUGCGACGUCAACCCGCUGGACCCGGGAGGCUGUAACACUCUUAUACCCAGAAAAGGACAGGGCCGUCCGGACUGGGCCAUUUUUGGGCGUCUGACGGAACACAAUGAGACCAGUUUGUUCAAAGAGAAGUUCCUGGACUGGACUGAGCUCAAGUCUCCAACAGUGAAGGAGGCUCCAGAGAUUGUGCCGGAAGUCAAGUCACCACAGGAGGCUCCCGGUCGCGGCUGCAGAGCGUACGACGCGGGCCUCAUGCUGCCGGUGCUGCAGUCCUCGGUGCAGACGGUGCUGGACGGGCUGAACGUGGGCCGGGGCUACGGGCCGGUGGAGACUGAGGACCACAUGCGCUCUCAGGAGAUCUCUACGGUCUCUGUGGACGUGUGGCACAUCCUGGAGUUCGACUACAGCCGCCUCCCGCGACAGAGCAUCGGCCAGUUUCAUGAGGGGGACGCCUACGUGGUCAAGUGGAAGUACAUGGUCAGCACCACAGUGGGGCGCCGGUUGAACCCAGAGGCUCGCAGCUCUGGUCCGGGGAGAGAGAAGUGCUGCUACUUCUUCUGGCAGGGACGACACUCGACCGUGAGCGAGAAGGGCACAUCUGCACUGAUGACCGUCGAACUGGACCAGGAGCGAGGAGGACAGGUCCAAGUGCAGCAGGGCAAAGAGCCACCAUGUUUCCUCCAGUGUUUCAAUGGAGGGAUGAUCGUUCACGCCGGAAAGAGAGAAGAAGAAGAGGAGAACACACAAUGCGAGUGGCGUCUGUAUUGUGUUCGUGGGGAGGUCCCGGUUGAGGGCCAUCUGCUCGAGGUCCCCUGCCACUGCAGCAGCUUGCGCUCCAGAGCUUCCAUGAUCCUCCUCAACAUCAACAAGGCCUCCAUGUUCCUGUGGCACGGCUGUAAGACCCAGCUGCACACGCGGAGUGUGGGAGUCCGUGCGGCACAGCGCAUCAAGGAGCAAUGCCCCCUCGAAGCCGGCCUCCACAGCAGCAGUAAAGUGACCAUUCAUGAGUGUGACGAGGGGAUGGAGCCCCCUGGGUUCUGGGAGGCUCUGGGCAGAAAGGACCGCAAGGCCUACGACUGUAUGCUGCAAGACCCCGGUAAAUUUAACUUCACCCCACGGCUCUUCCAGCUCAGCAGUUCAUCCGGAGAUUUCGUAGCUCAGGAGUUCUUCCACCCGUCCAGAGCUCCAGACCUCAUCAGUUCUCUGCCCUUUCUGCAGGAGGAUCUGUACAACGUGCCUCAGCCCGCUCUGUUCCUGGUGGAUAACUUCCAUGAGGUGUACCUGUGGCAGGGCUGGUGGCCUCCAGAGUCUGAGGUCACAGGGUCAGCGCGGAUCAGGUGGGACGCAGACAGGAAGUGCGCCAUGGAAACAGUGCUUCAAUACUGCACCCAGAAGAAUGAGAAGAAGCCUCAGAAGUCAUACCUGAUCCACGCUGGAUUGGAGCCGCUCACAUUCACAAACAUGUUCCCAAGCUGGGAGCACCGCGAGGAUGUGGCUGAGAUCACAGAGAGGGAGGCGGAGGUGUGUAACCAGAUCAUCUUGGUGGAGGACGUGUUGGCUCGUCUCAGUCAGAGCGCCUUCCCUCUGGCUCAGCUCCAGAACAGACCUCUGCCUGACGGUGUGGACCCACUGCGGCUGGAGAUCUACCUCUCCGACCAGGACUUCCAGAGCGCUUUGGAGAUGACGCGACAGGAGUUUGAAGUCGGUUCGAGAACGUUGCUUUGA